UAACUGAAUGGUGACUCUAUCCGUGUUGUGAACUGUUUAAAUACUGCUGCAGAGUAAAAUAUUUGUUGAAGGUGAUAAAUCUGUACUGGAUUAAAAGGACUGACAUACUUUUAUAGGAUUGGUAACUUUAAUUAAACUGAUAAACAAUCACGCCCUCGACCGGGCCUCUUAUCUCUGAAGAGUUCAUUGAUUAUUUUAUCGUUGGUAAUAAAUCAAAACUAGACUAUACUAUUUCCACCGCGAUAUCGACACUAUCCCGUGAUACAGCGACUCAAACGGACUGAUAAACGGACAAGAUGGUUUUCAAAGUAGAAGAUCCGGAUAUUCCUUUUGUCCAGUACAUGGACACAGACUGGAUCCAGAAAAUCAACAUCAAAGGCAAAGCUCCGGCCGGCGCAUCCAGGUUUACAAUCUACCUGCAGCAGGGACCGGAAGACGAGCCAGAAGAGGUCGCGUUCGUGUUUGACGCGCGCUUCAAUUUCGGCGCUUCUCAGAACAAGAUCGUAACUAACUGCAAGAUCGAUGGCGCCUGGCAGACGGAGGAGGACAAGGACUGUCCCUUCCCCUUCAAUGAGGAGGAGGACUUCAAGAUCAAGAUCAUCGUUGAUGACGACUCAUUUAAGGUGAAGGUAAAUGGUGAGGAUUUACUGGAGUAUGAGCAGAAGCUGUCCGCGAAGACCAUCAACUGCAUCCGCAUCCAGAACGACGUGAAGCUCACAUCCGUCAAACUCCAGUAGCCACCUUAUAAGAAAUUACACUGACCACUGGCCAGGCCCGAGUUCCAGCUGUGACUUUCAAUAAUAAAGAUAUUCUUAACUGGCCGAAUAAUUGUAGCAAGUUUAGAGGAAAAAAUGUUUACAUAUACGAGGACAACUUGAUCAACCGACUCGCGAGUUUGUUGAAAGGCGUAUAGAAAGAAUGCUAUUGAUGAAAUGUUCUAUAACGGAACGCAUGCGGCUGCUCUUGGCUUAGCUUGACCAGUGGUCUUGGAUUGUUUUUCCAUCUGUAGGCAGCAGACUUAUUUCUCCAGGUGGCUGUGACCUUAUGAUACUCCUCUUAUUGUUGUACUGUUAAUUGUUCUUUUGUAUAACUGAUAUAUCACCUUCUAACAUACUAUUCCAUAGCUUUGUUUAGAAGUCAAGCCAUCUGGUAUGUUAUACACAGACCAUCAGAUGUUUUUGAAUCUAUCAUAUUGAAACUUUAUAAUUAUUUAUUUAAUUGAAACAAUACCAAGCCUUCAUUAUGUAAAUCAUCAACUUGUAAGGCAUCUAUGGAAUAGACAGGCAGCAAUUUAAUUGGUCCAUUUGUUUACUUGUUAAAAGCUUUAUUAUUGGUGCUAAUGUAUUCUGAUGUAUUGGGCAUUUUACUAUACAACUGAAUAAAAUAACUAAUAAGUC
Molecule: messenger RNA, 1397 nt
Organism: Mya arenaria
Lineage: Eukaryota; Metazoa; Mollusca; Bivalvia; Myida; Myidae
Product: beta-galactoside-binding lectin-like
Exons: 4
Coding region: 297-737 (146 amino acids)
Molecular function (GO): carbohydrate binding
Source: RefSeq, a predicted model, not a curated record